AUGCUCGUUGUAGUUUUCAGGUGCCGCCAUAGAGUGUGGUUCUCCACGCCGACGCCAGUUCGUGUUACGUCUGCUGCUCCUCGCAAAUCGCCGAAGAUGUCAUACUGCAAUAGCUGUCGCGCCAGACUUCCAGAGGCGAAGGAUUUGGAAAUCCAACAUGCCUUCAGCAUCGAGACUUUUCUGGACAGCGGUGAGUUCACAGAUUUCGAGUUCCGGGUGAAGAUGGAGGACCAUCCUGACAUCCCCGAGCGGAGAGUUCGUGUGCACAAGCUGUUCCUUGCCAUGAGGAACGAGGUGUUCCGUGCGAUGUUGUUCUGCGGAGAUCUGGCUGAGACAUGCGGGGGGGUGAUCAUCACGGAUGUGCACCCAGACGGCUUCGACUUGCUGCUCAGGUGA
Molecule: messenger RNA, 396 nt
Organism: Dermacentor silvarum
Lineage: Eukaryota; Metazoa; Arthropoda; Arachnida; Ixodida; Ixodidae
Exons: 3
Coding region: 1-396 (131 amino acids)
Molecular function (GO): protein binding
Source: RefSeq, a predicted model, not a curated record